Gamsiella multidivaricata is the source of this 4137-nucleotide messenger RNA. Its product is annotated as salt tolerance down-regulator-domain-containing protein. Gene Ontology annotation, cellular component: endosome; trans-Golgi network transport vesicle; trans-Golgi network. The transcript has 6 exons. The record is from RefSeq and is a predicted model, not a curated record. Bases 1 to 4137 code for a protein of 1378 amino acids. Lineage: Eukaryota; Fungi; Mortierellomycota; Mortierellomycetes; Mortierellales; Mortierellaceae.
AUGGCUGCCCACACAUUCGCCCCCGAGGACGCCUUACCCCCACCAAAGUCAGCGGUUAUCUACAGCAGAGAUGGCAGGAAGAGGAGCCUCAACAUUGAUAUGACCAAGCAUUUUGCGCCAUCGCUUCACGACCACUCGAUGACGCCUCCAACAAACUCUGCCGCAACAACAUCUAGGGGCGAUGGUUAUGCAGAUGUGAUCAACAACAGCAAAAGAUCUUCUAGCCCCAUCCAAAACGGCUCAACAUCUGGCGGCGCAAAUCCUUCCAACAAGAAAAAGAAGAAGAAAAGAACAAAGAAGAAGGCUCUGGACAGGAUCGAGGAAUCAAGCAGCAGGGCAGCCCAGGUCAACUCCAACGGCCCUAUGAGACAGAAGAACCACGUACAUCAUCCUGGCUGUCAGCAUGACCACGGCCACCCUCACCACCACCAUCAUCAUCACCAUGACUCUAGCCAUCCUCAUCACCACGACGAGGACGAAGAGGACGACGACGAUUUCUACUCGGACGAGGAUGCAUACGAUCCCGAGACACCUGCUCUUGCCUCUUCAACUGCCGCAGGCAGCGCAGGAGGUCAGAGCCACUUUGGAUCAUCGACAGCACCAACAGCCCAGCCUACCGCAAAGGAGCACUCUGAAUCAAGUUCCUCCAAAAAGAAAAAGAAAAAGAGAAAAAAGUCCUCGACUAUAGGAGCAAUGCCAUCACCCUUUAGCAACAGCAACGGCGCCUCACCCAACCACAGCCAUACUCAUGGAAACAGCAGUUCAAAUUCUAAGGCAAUGGUCCAGUCUAGUCAUAGGAAUGGGCAUGAUCAUACGGCCGUGGUCAAGCACAUGCACGACAACCACGCGCAGAACGAUGGAUUUUGGCACUAUUCUGAUGCGGAGGAGCGCCAGCGGAUCAGGGAGUUUUGGUUCCAACUGCGGGAGGAAGAGCGUCGAUCUCUAGUUCGUGUGGAAAAGGAAGCUGUCCUGAAAAAGAUGAAGGAGCAGCAGCGGCACUCGUGCUCAUGUUCCCUUUGCGGUCGAAAACGGACUGCGAUCGAGGAGGAACUGGAACUUCUCUACGACGCCUACUAUGAUGAAUUGGAGCAGUACGCCAACCAGCAGCAACCGUCGGAUGGACACGCUCUCACUUAUUCUCAACAUUCACCGGCAUUCGAGGAUGAGGAUCUCUCUGACGAAUCUAGGCCCUCGGAUGAGGAAGAUGAGGAAGAUGAUGAAGAGGACGACGAGGAAGAUGAUGAGGAGGGUUACGAGGACGAGGAAGACGACGAGGAGUACGAGGAUGAGAUCAACAGUCGCAAAGCGUCCUUCCCAUAUCGCAGCGGAUUUCCAAAUACCCUCCAGGCCAAAGGCAAUAUCCUCACUGUUGCCGAAGACCUGCUAGAAAAUGACGGCAAAAAAUUCCUUGAGAUGAUGGACAGAUUGGCUGACCGUAAGGUCCAGCGCGACGACGAGCUCAUGGAUAAUCGUGGCGUAUAUGAGGAGUACGACGACGAAGAGGAUGGUGACUUUGAGGAUGAGGGGCCUGAAGAGGAUGCCUUGACCAAGGAGCAGCGUAUGGAAGAGGGACGACGUAUGUUCCAAGCAUUUGCCGCACGAAUGUUUGAGCAACGGGUUCUAAGUGCAUACCGCGAAAAGGUUGCGCAGGAGAGGCAAGAGCGCUUGUUGGCUGAACUUGAGGAGGAGUCUCGCCAGGAACAGCUGCGGGAAGAGCGGAGAGAACGCGAAAAGGAGAAAAAGCGUGACAAGAAGAGGCUGCAACGGCAGCAAAAGGAAGAGGAGAGAACAGCCAAGGAAGCACAACGUCUAGCAGAAGAAAAGCGACUGUUGGAAGAGCGCGAAAGGAAACUUGAGGUUGACCGGAAGCGACGAGAAGAAGAACGACGGGCCAAGGAAGAGGAGAAGAGGCUUCGCGAGGAGGAACGGCUCAGGAAGGAAGAAGAGCGGAAGCGGAAGCUAAAGGAGGAAAAGGCUCGUGAAGCGGAGAAAGAACGCAAACGCAAGGAGGAGCAGCUAGCCAAGGAGCAGGAGGAGCAAGCUAGGAGAGAAAAAGAAACACGGAGAGUGGGUGCUGUAGCCAAGGAAGAGGCUAGUCGACUAGAGCGUGAGGUGUUCUUGAAGCAGCAAUUGGUCGAGGAGCAGAAGAGGCAGGAGGAAUUGCGUCAACAGGAGCAGCAGGCAAAGGAAGAACUUGCACGACAAGAGCAAGAACAGGCAGUCACAGCAGCCGCAACGGUGUCAAGCAGCAGUCCACUUAUAGAAGUCGAAGCGAGUACUGGUCCAACAUCUCCAGGUCGCGACAGGACUGUUACAGUUGGCUCAGAAGCUUCCACUGACUCUCAAGUACCACAAAAUCGCUCGCCUAUUGUCCCAACACCGACAUCGCCUAUUCGAGUGCUAGAGUCCAUUGUUAGCCCUGCUAUGUCGGCACAGGGGCCAACGAUGCCUGCCACAAACAGUCUUUGGUCGAACACAUACCCAACACAGGCCGUUCCUCAGCCUCCGAUUCCGCAAAUGUUCCCACAGGCUAUGCAGCAGGGCUUGUUCCGACCUCCAGGACACUUUGGUCAUAUUGGCGGUGAACUUGACACGUUCUCUCCACGGAUGGGACACUCUGCUGGACGAGGCGCUUAUAUGGGCGCAUCACUUCAGGGUCAAACACCGUUCCAGUCGAUGUCGCAGCAUCAGCAGCCCUCUAAUCAAUUGCCCCAACAAAUGGGUGGUUUGCGGUCACCGGGAUUGGCGCCAAUCGGAUACGGUCAGACCAAUGUUCCUACGAAACAGCUCCUGACAUUGAUGAAUCCAAACUCUGCCUCUGGCGCUCACGACUUGACCAACAGCACAGGAUCACCUCUGCACAGUCCAUCGACUUUGGGAGCUAUUGGAACACCCAUUGGCUCGUUUGGUCCAAUCUCGCCCAUUGGGCAUGCGAGGAGAACAUCGACUCCCUAUGGUCCAACAUCAACAGAGACAAUCAAACCAAUUCAGCGGCCGGUACCCAUCGGACGGCCCAAGGAUAACCAGCACCACACCGUCUCCGGUACGAUUGCCAAUAGUUUUGAUGGACUUUCUCUGGGACUCUCAGGGCUGAGUAUUGGAUCAGAACUUGAGCGUAGACCCAGAUCACCACCGCUCAACCUGACGGGGGGAUCGUCUUUGGAUCUGGAUGGCAUUCCUCUUAGCAAGGAACCCAUGAGGUCUUCAAUUGGCGGAUCGGAGGGUUUAGGACAUGGUUUCCCCAACGAAAGUAUGCCACUUCAGACGCUGAGUCCAAACAAUCGCAACCAGCGCGAUACCUCAUUCUUUUCCAAUUCGUUCUUUGGCAGCCGAAUGAACGGUCAUGAUCCUUUUCUACAAUCGGCUGAUUUUUCGUCGUAUGGACAGCAGCAACAAGGCCAUGGAUCAUUGCCUAAUACUGCCCAUUUCUUGUCCUCAUAUCCGAUGCAUCUCACAUCGCCACCACACAACCAGCACCAAAGUCUGCAGCAGCAACAACAGCAGCAGCUCUACAUGCAGCAACAGCAGUAUAUGCACUCCAAUAUGCAGGAUUUACAGCAGCUUCAGCAGCUCCAGCAACAACAGCAGCUGGGACUGAGCUCACCACCGCUGAAUGGAUCCAGUUCUUGGGGACGGACGACGACGAAUUUUAUGAGGCCACCUCAUAUGAACGGAGGUUUGAGCUCGUCGCCGUCAAGGGCACUCUCACCGCCUCCAACCAUGGGUGGUUUGCAUAACGGAUCGCAUAGCCCACUUAUGCCGAUCGGACCAUCCACUGGGCAUCUUCAACAACAGCAGCAUAAUCAGUUCGGUCACCUUGCGAGCAAUGGCGGAGGUGGACUUGGGCUGGCCGUGGGCUCAGGCAGGAAAUCGGUUAGCCAUCUGCCACCCGUGCGACUUGGUGGCGGUAGUAUCGAUGGUGGCGGUAGCAACAAUGGCCCUAUCGGCAAUGGAGGUAGUAAUGGGAACAGCAGCGGAAGCGGCCAGGUGAUGGAAAACGAGCGGCUUUCGAAUGGGUUCCCAGUAGGCUAUGCGACCCAUCACCUCCAACAGCAGCAGCAGCAGCAACAGCAGCAGGUGCAUCAUUUGGGCGCUAUUGGUGAGGCUGCUGGUGGAGGAGGAGCGGCAGGAUUCUAA